This is a messenger RNA of Condylostylus longicornis, 1084 nucleotides long. RefSeq lists its product as uncharacterized. The transcript is spliced from 5 exons. Gene Ontology annotation, biological process: chromosome segregation; mitotic cell cycle; cell division. Gene Ontology annotation, molecular function: microtubule binding. The record is from RefSeq and is a predicted model, not a curated record. Bases 225 to 1019 code for a protein of 264 amino acids. Gene Ontology annotation, cellular component: mitotic spindle; spindle microtubule; outer kinetochore. Lineage: Eukaryota; Metazoa; Arthropoda; Insecta; Diptera; Dolichopodidae.
UGUUUGUGAAUUACUUUUUCCAAUAUUCAUGAUUUGUGAGUAAAUAACUAUUUAUUUUAAUAUAAUCAAACUGUGCCUUAAAAAUACUGUUGCAAUUAAAAGUUGGAAAUCCAAGAUUUGCGAUAUUGUCUUUCAAAAUAUAAAAUAAUAUCAAAUCAGGAAACAUCAAAGUGUAUUAAUCCACUAAAUUUAAUUGAAAGAAAUAAAAAAAGAUCCUUGCGCUUAUGGAAGACCUUAAAACAAAUAUUGAAAAUUUAUGUAAGAAAUGUGAGCUAUUAAAUGAAUUUUGCGAUUUACAAAUUCCAAAAAACACUAUUAAAAUUGAAUUAAAAGAACUAAGAAAAAAGGCUGAAGAUGUUGCAAAUCUUUUGGAGGAAACUAGAGAAUUGUAUGAAGUACAAUUACCUCAGCUAAAGAUUCGUUUCCAAGAAAUUAUAGAAAAAAUGAAGAACCAGCAUUUGACGGUUAUGGAUUUGUUGUUAGAAGUAAGGAAAAAGAAGAAUAGCACUUUGGCAAAACCCACAGAAUCAAAUUUAGUAACGCCAUUGAAACAAAAUUUUUCGAAAAUGCUCUUAUCUGAGUAUGUAAAUAGCCCGUUUGUAAAGCAAAAAACACAACCGAAACAAAUUUACUUCAUAAACUUUGAAUUGGAAAUAAAUCCUGCUGAUUUUGAACUGAUACCCAAAUACGUGAAAGGCCGUGAAACACUUUUUGAAUUACAACGAUUUUUGGAUGAUAUUGUUAUUCCUUGUUUUAAUGAAAAAUAUCAACUUGUCCAUAAAAAACGGGAAGGAGUUAAGAACAACACCGAGUUUAAUCUUUGGAAAUUAUACAAAGCCCAAACCGUCCUUUUUCCAAAUGAAAACUUUAUAGCACAAGAUGAAAUAGCAAAAAAGAUGAAUAAGCAAAAAUUAGACAGAAAUUCAUUGUCAAAAUUAGCUAUGUUGAGACAUUUAGGAGUGUUGCAAAUGGAGCAUAAAGAACAAAAUGUAUUUUUUAUAUGGAUACCAAAAGUUUAAUGUGAAUCUUUAUUAUUAAGUUUAUUAUCUUUAGUGCAAAUACAAUUAUAAGUUUUUGAAGUUUA